Messenger RNA from Candoia aspera, 5741 nucleotides. Its product is annotated as zinc finger protein 420-like. The coding region runs from base 16 to 4497 and encodes 1493 amino acids. Lineage: Eukaryota; Metazoa; Chordata; Lepidosauria; Squamata; Candoiidae. Gene Ontology annotation, biological process: regulation of transcription by RNA polymerase II. The record is from RefSeq and is a predicted model, not a curated record. Gene Ontology annotation, molecular function: RNA polymerase II cis-regulatory region sequence-specific DNA binding; DNA-binding transcription repressor activity, RNA polymerase II-specific. Gene Ontology annotation, cellular component: nucleoplasm. The transcript is spliced from 6 exons.
CCCUCAUCCUCCAAGAUGGCUGAGGGGGGCUCUCCUUGCCAUUGGGCUCCCGUGAAUGACGAAAGUUGCUCUGCGGAUUCAGAAGAGCCUUUGGAUUUGUCUGGAGAAGCCGCAAGAACCAGGCAGGGCGUCCUGGAAGAAGCAGCCACCGGCUGGGUUGUCCAUCGUUGCCCUUUCAGGGAGCUCUGUUACCAGGAGGCUGAGGGACUCCGCGGAGUCUGCAGCCGACUCCACCAGCUUUACGGUCAAUGGCUGAGGCAAGAAUGCCGCCUGAAAGCUCAGAUGCUGGACCUGGUGGUCCUGGAGCAGUCCCUGGCCAUCCUGCCCCCAGAGAGGGGGAGCUGGGUCUGGACGUCUGGAGCAGAGGCCGGGUCCCAGGCGGCGGCCCUGGCCGAGGGCUUCCUCCUGAGCCAUGCGGAGCAGAAGAUACAGCGAAAGGAGCAGGUGCAUGAGCUCUUCAUGGAGGUGGCCACCCAAGCUCCUAAAGCAUUAGGGGAUGCGUCAUAUCCCCCUCAGGAACUAUUUUUGGGGGGGAUCUCCCAGGAGGACCCAUCUCAGGAUCCACCAUCAGAAUGUGGAACAACGGUGAUGAUACUGGUGGAAAUGUCUCCUCUUUGUGGUGGAGCAGAAACAGCGGUUGUACUUCCAACUCAGGUUCCCGUGUCCUUUGAAGAUGUAACUGUGUUUUUCUCUGAGGAGGAGUGGUCUCUGCUGGAUUUUGACCAAAAAUCCCUGUACAGAGAGGUCAUGCUGGAAAAUGCUAAGAAUGUAGAUUCCAUGGUUGACAGAAAGGACACUGAGGAUUAUAAAGAACCAGGUGCGAAAUCUUUGCAAAGAACUGAAACUGGAGAAGGGAUAUUGGAAAAUCAGCUGGACCCAAACAAGCCUGAGGAAAACCAGUUAAACAAUAGGAUGGAGAAAUCCUCUCUUUUUCACUAUGGAGAAAACCACACCUUUCGUACCCAACAUCACAAAGAAAAAGGAUGCUGUUUAGAGGGUGGGAAAAUAUUCAGCAAUAAAUCAGACGUAUAUGAAUAUAGCAGAACCCACACCAAACAGAAGCAGCUUGACUGCCGGGAACAUGGAAAAAAUAGUGGCUUGAAUCUCUCUCUUACUUUACGUCAAAGCAUCAAGAUAGAAGAACCAUAUAAAUGUCCAGAGUGUGGGAAAAGCUUUAAUGAGAGCAGUACUUUUAACGCCCAUAAAAGAAUCCAUAGAGUGGAGAAGUCAUAUAAAUGCACAGAGUGCAGACAGAGUUUCUAUACAAGCAAUGAUCUUACUUUGCAUAAAAAGGCCCAUGCGGGAAAGAAACCAUAUAAAUGCAUGGAAUGCGGAAAGAGGUUCAAUAUGAGUAGUGAUCUUACUUCCCAUAAAAGGAUCCACACAGUGGAGGAGCCAUAUAAAUGCAUGAAAUGUGGAAAGAGCUUUACUCAGAACAGUCAACUUACAUCCCAUAAACAGGUCCACACAGGGGAGAAGCCAUACAGAUGCACGGAGUGUGGAAAGAGAUUCACCACAAGUGGUUCCCUUACUUCCCAUAAAAGGAUCCACAUGGGGGAGAAACCAUAUAAGUGCAUGGAUUGUGGAAAGAGUUUCAGUAUGAGCAGCAACCUUACUUCCCAUAAAAGGAUACACACAGGGGAGAAACCUUACCAAUGCAUGGAGUGUGGAAAAAGCUUCAGUAUGAGCAGCAACCUUACUUCCCAUAAUAGGAUCCACACGGGGGAGAAACCAUAUCAAUGCAUGGAAUGCACAAAGAGCUUCAGGGACAUGAGUUCUUUUACUUCUCAUAAAAGGUUCCAUACAGGAGAAAAACCAUAUAAAUGUAUGGAGUGUGGAAAAAGCUUCACCACAAGCGGUUCCCUUACUUCCCAUAAUAGGAUCCACACAGGGGAGAAACCAUAUAAGUGCAUGGAAUGUGGGAAGAGUUUCAGCCAGAGCACUUCCCUUACUUCCCAUGAAAGGAUCCAUACAGGGAUGAAACCAUAUCAAUGCAUGGAGUGCGGGAAGAAAUUCAGUGCAAGCAAUGAUCUCCUUUCCCAUAAAAGGAUCCACACGGGGGAAAAACCAUUUAAAUGUGUAGACUGUGGAAAGAGCUUUACAAUGAGACGUGGUCUUACUUCCCAUAAUAGGAUCCACACAGGGGAGAAACCAUAUAAAUGCAAGGAGUGUGAAAAGAGCUUUAGAAGUAGGAGUGAUCUUAUUUCUCAUAAAAGGAUCCACACAGGGGAGAAACCUUAUCAAUGCAUGGAGUGCGGAAAAAGCUUCAGUUGGAGCAGUAACCUUACUUCCCAUAAAAGGAUCCACACGGGGGAGAAACCAUAUAAGUGCAUGGAGUGUGGAAAGAGUUUCAGCCAGAGCACUUCCCUUACUUCUCAUGAAAGGAUCCAUACAGGAAUGAAACCAUAUCAAUGCAUGGAGUGCGGAAAAAGUUUCAGUACAAGCAGUGAACUAAUUUCCCACAAAAGGAUCCACACAGGAGAGAAACCGUAUAAAUGCACAGAGUGUGGAAAGAGCUUCCGCAAGAGUAUUGAUCUUAUUUCUCAUGAAAGGGUCCACACAGGGGAAAAGCCAUAUAGAUGCAUGGACUGUGGAAAGGGGUUCAGCCAACACAGAAAUCUUACCUGCCAUAAAAGGAUCCACACAGGAGAGAAGCCAUAUAGAUGCACAGACUGUGGAAAGAGCUUCACCACGAGUGGUUCCCUUACAUCCCAUAAUAGGAUCCACACAGGGGAGAAACCAUAUAAAUGCAUGCAGUGUGGGAAGAGUUUCAGCCAGAGCGCUUCACUUGGUUCCCAUGAAAGAAUCCACACAGGGGAGAAACCAUAUCAAUGCAUGGAUUGUGGAAAGAGCUUCAGUCAAAGCAGUCAUCUUACCUCCCAUAGGAAGAUCCACUCAGGGGAGAAGCCGUAUAAAUGCACAGACUGUGAAAAGAGCUUUCAUACAAGCAGUUCCCUGAUUUCACAUAAGAGGAUCCACUCUGGCGAGAAGCCAUAUCAUUGCAUGGAUUGUGGAAAGAGUUUCAAUACAAGCAGUUCCCUGACUUCACAUAGGAGGAUCCACACGGGAGAGAAACCAUAUCAGUGCACGGAGUGUGGAAAGAGUUUCAGUCACAACACUUCCCUCUCUUUUCAUAAAAAGGUCCACACAAGGGAGAAACCAUAUAAAUGUCCAGAGUGUGGGAAAAGCUUUAAUGAGAGCAGUACUUUUAACGCCCAUAAAAGAAUCCAUAGAGUGGAGAAGUCAUAUAAAUGCACAGAGUGCAGACAGAGUUUCUAUACAAGCAAUGAUCUUACUUUGCAUAAAAGGACCCACACAGGAAAGAAAUCAUAUAAAUGCAUGGAAUGCGGAAAGAGGUUCAAUAUGAGUAGUGAUCUUACUUCCCAUAAAAGGGGAAGUACAGGGGAGGAGCCAUGUAAAUGCAUGGACCAUGGAAAGAGCUUUACUCAAAACUCUCAAUUUACCACCCAUAAAGGGAUCCAAACAGGGGAGAAACGUUUUAAAUGUGUGGACUGUGGAAAGACCUUUAGAACGAGAGGUCAACUUACUUCUCAUCAAAGGAUCCACACGGGUGAAAGACCAUAUAAAUGCAUGGAAUGUGGAAAGAGUUUCAGCCAGAGCAAUUCCCUUACUUCUCAUGAAAGGAUCCAUACAGGGAUGAAACCAUAUCAGUGCAUGGAGUGCAGAAAGAGAUUCAGUACAAGCAGUGAACUAAUUUCCCAUAAAAGGAUCCACACAGGAGAGAAACCAUAUAAAUGCACAGAGUGUGGAAAGAGCUUUACUCGAAGCAGUCAACUUACGUGCCAUAAAAGAAUCCACACAGGGGAGAAGCCAUAUAGAUGCACCAACUGUGGAAAGAGCUUCACCACAAGUGGUUCCCUUACUUCCCAUAAAAGGAUCCACACGGGGGAGAAACCAUAUAAGUGCAUGGAAUGUGGGAAGAGUUUCAGCCAUAGCACUUCCCUUACUUCCCAUGAAAGAAUCCAUACAGGGAUGAAACCGUAUCAAUGCAUGGAGUGCGGGAAGAGGUUCUGUAGAAGCAGUGAUCUCAUUUCCCACAAAAGGAUCCACACAGGAGAGAAACCAUAUAAAUGCACAGAGUGUGGAAAGAGCUUCCGCAGGAGUAUUAAUCUUACUUCUCAUAAAAGGAUCCACUCAGGGGAGAAACCUUAUCAAUGCAUGGACUGUGGAGUGAACUUCCGUCAGAGUGGUCAACUUACUUCCCAUAAAAGAAUCCACACAGGAGAGAAACCUUAUCAGUGCCUGGACUGUGGAAAGAGUUUUAGAGCCUUGAGUUCCUUUAUUUCCCAUAAGAGGAUCCACUCAGGGAAGAAGCCAUAUAAAUGCAUGGAAUGUGGAAAACGCUUCAUUAACAGCAGUGAUCUUACAUCCCAUAACAGGAUUCACAGUGGGGAGAAACUGUUUAAAUGCAUGGAGUGUGGGAAGAGCUUCAAUACAAGCAGUCACCUUACCUCCCAUAAAAGGAUCCACACAUAGAACCAUAGAAGUGCAUGGAAUGUGGAAAGGGAUUCAGCCAGACCACUUCCCUUAGUUCCAAUGAAAGGAUCCAUACAGGGAUAAAGCCAUAUCAAUGUACUGAGUGCAGAAAUAGCUUAUUAACAGCAGUCUUAUUACUUCCCAUAAGGGGAUACACUCGGGAGAAGCCAUAUCAAUGCACAGACUGUGGAAAGAGUUUCAGUACAAGCAGUUCCCUGACUUCCCAUAAGAGGAUCCACAUGGGAGAGAAACCCUAUCAGUGCGAGGAGUGUAGAAAGAGUUUCUGUCAUAACACUUCCCUUUUUUUUUUUUCAUAAAAGGAUUCACACAAGGGAGAUCCCACCUGCUGGCAUAUAAUAUGGAAGGAGCUUCUUUCAGAUUAGUGAACUUCUCGUAAAAGGGGGAGAGGCCACAUGCGUGCAUCCAGGGUGGAAAGAACUUUAGUGAUUCCAUUUCUGAUGGAAUGCCAAAAUGGAAAGGAGGUGGAUUAUGAUUAGAGAAAAGGAGUUAGAGUGGAGGAAGGGGAAGAGAAGGGAUAAGAUGAAGGAGAUUACAGGAAAGCUUUGGAAGAGCUUCAAGUUACUACAAGAGGGAGGCCAAGAUCUUGUCUGUGUAGUAGGCACAGUGUAGCUGGAUUUGAUGGCACCUAACUAAGCAUAUACCCCAAAUAUCCCAUCUGCAGUGAGAUAUUAGGGAUGCCCAGAUUUUAUUAAACCGUUAACUGAAUGGAGGGUGAGUUUUUUUCCUUCCUAAUCAUUACCUUUGAGUUGGUUUGGGGAUGCUGAUUUACAGUUUCUUUGGGAAGAGAUGUCUGUGUUGAAUAUGCCUGGGGAAGAGAUAUAGAUGGCUACAAACAGGUGUUUAUGGAUUUGAGCAUUAGCCAGCCCUCAAUCCUAAUCCUAACCCUGGGUUUGGGCAACUGUUGUUUAUCCCUGCUUGUUUGCAAAUUUAACUAUUUAUCCAAUGCCUUAAGGUGGACCUCUCUCUCUUUUCUUCCUUUCUGUAUCCACUUAUCUUUUCUUCUGGUCAUACACCUCCAGUCCUUUUCCUCUCUGCAUUUCUUCCCCCCCCCCAUUUCCAGUAAAAUUUCCCCUUCCCCAUUCUCUUGCAUUUUUGUUGUUUCUGUUGGAAGACAGCAAGGGCAUGUUUGGGUGUGAGAGAUAAUGGUUGGUGUAUGUAAAUUAGAAUCAGUUUGCUUCCUUAUUUUAAUGGCAAUUACAUUUUAUUAAAUUUUAUUUACAUUA